UGUUUUUAGGAAAAAUUUUAUGUGUUCCGUUCCAAUUACAUUGACAGUGAUUGAUUGGAUUCGUCAUCAAUAAUGUUUCGUCAAUUAUUUUGGUGUUGGAAGAAAAAACCAGCACGUAAUAAACGUGUUAAAAAAGAAAGUAAUAAACAUGAACGGAUAACAAUGACAAAACGACAUUAUCGAUCAGAUUCAAAAAGAACUAAUGAUUGGAAAAAAGAAGAUUCAUCCAUACGAUUAUCUACACGUUCAGGUUUUGCACAUAUACCAACUACACCAACAACAACAUCAUUUAUGCCUGCUACAUCAAUUGGUCAAAGUAUUCGUCAAGCAUCGCCUAAAUUAUCAAGACCAUCGACACCAUCACAAAUGAAAACCGUUGAUAUUACAAAUAUAAUUCGUCAUGAUCCAAUCGAAACAACCGUUGAAGAAAUUUUACAUUGGAAUGGAUAUAAAUUAGAAAAUGAAAUUGGAAAAGGAAGUUUCGGUUCAGUGUAUCGUGCUCGUGAUCUUAUCAAUGAAACAGUUGUUGCCUGUAAAGUAAUUGAUAUAACAAAAAGUUCAAAAAAUCAAAGCCUUUCGGUUCGUAAUGAAUUAUUCAUUAUGGAAAAAGUUAAUCAUCCACAUAUAAUCAAACUAUAUCGACAUUUCAUUAUUGAAUCACCAAAAUCUCGCCAGGUUUAUAUUUUUAUGCAGCUUGCAAAAUCAAAAUCAUUAUCGGUUUAUGUUCGAUCAUUCAAAACUGGUUUGCCUGAACCAACGGCAAAAAAAAUGUUUGCACAAGUCGUAUCGGCUAUUAAUCAUUUACAUAAAAAACAUAUAGCACAUCGUGAUAUUAAAAUGGGAAAUGUAUUGUUGGAUGAAAAUAGUGAUUGUUUAGUGACCGAUUUUGGAUUAAGUCGUGUUGCAUUUCGAGCAUCAAAGGGUAAAAAAAUAUUGACAAAUAAAUUCUGUGGUACAAUGCCAUAUAUGGCACCGGAAAUUCUAUUAACUCGUGAUAAUAAAUUAGUUUAUGAUCCAUUUCCAGCUGAUAUAUGGGCAUUAGGUGUACUAUUAUAUUGUAUGAUAAAUCGUGGAUAUCCAUUUCCAAGUGAUAGUACAAAAAUGUUAGAACAACAAAUGUUACAUAAAAUACGUUUUGGUAAAAAAAUGCAAUUCGAUCCAACUGACGAUCUUAUCGAUCUAUUUCAACGAUUAUUAGAACCAAAUGCCGAAUUACGUUUACGUAUGGAUCAAUUAAUGAAACAUCCAUAUCUAAUUAAAGAUAUAAAUCUUGUUGAACAAAAUGUACGACAAUUAUUAAAAGAUGAUCCAGAAAGAGAAAAUCUUUCUUUAUCAUCAACAGUAAAAACGGCUAAUCAAUCAAUGUGGGCAAGAGAAAGUUUUCUUGAAAUAAUUGCACAACGUAAAAUGGCUAUACAGAAAAAACUUCGAUCAUCAUAAUAUUUUAUUUUUUCUGAAAUUGAAAAAGAAAACGAAGAAAAUAAUGAUUGUAUAAUGAUGUGUAUAUUGGUGGUUGG
Molecule: messenger RNA, 1517 nt
Organism: Dermatophagoides pteronyssinus (European house dust mite)
Lineage: Eukaryota; Metazoa; Arthropoda; Arachnida; Sarcoptiformes; Pyroglyphidae
Product: testis-specific serine/threonine-protein kinase 2-like
Biological process (GO): protein phosphorylation
Cellular component (GO): nucleus
Molecular function (GO): protein kinase activity; ATP binding
Source: RefSeq, a predicted model, not a curated record